Molecule: messenger RNA, 504 nt
Organism: Rotaria socialis
Lineage: Eukaryota; Metazoa; Rotifera; Eurotatoria; Philodinida; Philodinidae
Source: the annotation of a GenBank genome assembly
AUGUCUUCAACUAUUUUACCCACUACAAGUCAAUAUGCCAAUUUAGGCACAUAUGUACCAACCAUCCUAAAAAGAGUAGAGUAUGGCAUUGGUUCUCUAUCGAAGUUAGCUGAUAUACUAAGUGAACUGUCUGUCUCGAAGCCAUUCCUCGUAACUGGCACAUCUCUGGCAACAAACACUGAUAUUAUAGAGCGCGUUAAAAAUGCUAGUGGGUGCGAAUCGGCUGUUGUUUUCUCUGGUAUUCAGCAGCACUCGCCCAUCCAACAUAUUAGAAACGCUGUGGUUGAGCUAAAGACGAGCGACAGCGAUAGAAUCAUUGCUAUUGAUGGUGGAUCACAUAUUCAUGCAGCUAAAUUGAUGAUUCAUCUUUACAAGGAAGAAACAGACCGAUUGCUCAAGUUAGUCAGCAUUCCAACGACACUUUCGGCUGCAGAAUACACCAUUAUCUCUGCUUAUACUGGUAAGUCAUUGUCGUUUGGUAUAGAAGCAGAAAUAUUCACGUGA